Messenger RNA from Penicillium salamii, 678 nucleotides. The record is from the annotation of a GenBank genome assembly. Lineage: Eukaryota; Fungi; Ascomycota; Eurotiomycetes; Eurotiales; Aspergillaceae.
AUGGCCACAGUAUCAACAGUCCAGCGCUCUGCUGCAAUGCUCUCAGCAAUCAGAACCCCAGCUCGCCGAGUGCUCUCACCAGCGCUCCGAGCCAUCUCCACCAGAGGCCUGGCCACAACCACAAGACCCCGAGUCCCCGCCCUGACAUACAAAAUCCCAACCUCAUUCUCAUACCCAAGCAAGAGUGUUCAAUUGCAAAAGCGCCAGAACAGCAAUGACUCCAAUAGUCUCCGGAACUGGGGUUUUGAAGAGGUACGCAUUGCCCACCCUCAAGUCACUAUCUACAGGGAAUCUAACAACAACCAGAUCAAUGCCUCCCUCCCCUCCGAAUCUGGUUCGCCGACCCACAAGCCCAUCUUAGUUGAUGUUCGUGAGCCAGCUGAGCUUCAAGGCACCGGCAUUAUUCCCUCGGCAAUUAGUAUCCCAUUUGCGUCACAGCCUGACGCGAUGUUCCUCACGCCGGAUGAAUUCGAGACCCGGUUCGGGUUCCCGAAGCCCGAGCCCGUUGACGGCGCGCAGAUGAUAUUCUAUUGUAAAGCCGGUGUGCGUGCAAAGGCAAUGGCUCAGAUGGCAGUUCAGGCCGGGUACGAUCCGUCUACCGUUGGAUACUACUGGGGAAGUUGGUUGGAUUGGGAGAGGAAUGGGGGAAAAGUUGAGAGGUGGGAAGGAGACGAUUAG